GUAAAAGAGGAUGUUUGGCUUGUACCAAUUUGCAGUAUUAUAUCUUAUAGCCAUGUCUAUGGUUGCAGCCGAGAUCUCAUGCCGAAAUGAAGCUGGUGACCCCAUAGAUUGGUUUGUAGUUUAUAAAUUACCUAUGCUGAAAAUGAAUGGAAGUACUGGGUCAGGCCUGGAUUAUUUAUACAUGGAUUCCACAAAUCAGGAAUGGCAAAUCAGCAAAUUCCAAAUCAACACGACCAAAAGUGCUGUGGGGCAAGUACUGCAACAGUUAUACCAAGACUAUGACAAAAACAACACAGUUUACAUGAUUUAUAAUGAUGCACCUCCAAAUGUGACAAAUAGUACAAGAAAGGGACACACCAAAGGAAUUCUCUUCUUUGACAACUCCCAGGGAUUCUGGUUGAUUCACAGUGUGCCUCACUUCCCACCGUAUCCUGAGGAUGGUUAUGGGUAUCCAUCAACAGGAAAAAGAUUUGGACAAACAGCAAUAUGUGUUACCUACCAAUAUAAUGAAUUUAAAGAAAUAGCUACCCAGUUGCUUUAUUACAAUCCAAAUGUAUAUAACUGCUCGGUCCCUGACAUAUACCAAAAAGAAAUGUGGAUGCUGCAUAAAAUAUGUCUUGGAGGUCAUUUUCCCUGGAUAGAUUCUACACGCCUCACCCAACUGAAUUCUGCCCGAGGGGAAGUCUUUCUUAACUUUGCUAAAUCAAAGUACUUUAUUGAUGAUAUAUUUGCGGCAUGGAUAGCUCAGAAACUGAGGACAAACAUGUUGGUGGAAUCCUGGCAAUCGAGACAACAACUUUCAUCAAACUGCUCUCUUCAGUACCAUGUAUAUAAUAUAAACAGGAUUGGGCUACCAACACAGUCAACAUUUCAGACCUUUUAUGAUCACUCUAAAUGGUGUGUUUCCCAGUCUAAUGAAGAUUUAUGGACAUGUAUUGGAGACCUGAACCGACAUCCAGCACAAACCAGGAGAAGCGGUGGUUUUAUCUGUACCCAAAAUAAACAUAUCUACACAGCAUUUAGGAAUAUGGUACUGUAUUAUAAAAACUGCACAGAUACUGAAUAUAAAAUUUAAGGAAUACUGACUUUUUUCACACUGUCUUCCUUGAUGUAAAUGACCACUCAGAUGUUUCCUUCUUACACUGUGUUAAUGAAGGGCUUCUGGGAGUUGCAGUUUUUCAUCAUGUGAAACAACAAACAAUGCUUACCUCUGUAAUAUUAUGUUAUUUUAAUGAAUGCUAGUAUUGCUGGCAAAGCCUUUAUGUGAUAAUUGUCUCUGCAAACAAAAGAAGGGAAAACAUUAUCCCUUUUAAUGCAAAUAAUGGAAAACCAGCAAUCUUUAGACUGGGAUGGAUUUACAAUACACCGAUAAAUAAAUGACCUUAGUAACUGUUAA
Molecule: messenger RNA, 1396 nt
Organism: Xenopus tropicalis (tropical clawed frog)
Lineage: Eukaryota; Metazoa; Chordata; Amphibia; Anura; Pipidae
Gene: dnase2b
Product: deoxyribonuclease II beta
Exons: 6
Coding region: 11-1075 (354 amino acids)
Biological process (GO): DNA metabolic process
Molecular function (GO): deoxyribonuclease II activity; DNA endonuclease activity
Source: RefSeq, marked validated